This is a messenger RNA of Mycena indigotica, 1653 nucleotides long. Its product is annotated as Mitochondrial distribution and morphology protein 34. Gene Ontology annotation, molecular function: lipid binding. The record is from RefSeq and is a predicted model, not a curated record. Gene Ontology annotation, biological process: mitochondrion organization; phospholipid transport. NCBI's taxonomy places the organism in Eukaryota, Fungi, Basidiomycota, Agaricomycetes, Agaricales, Mycenaceae. Gene Ontology annotation, cellular component: ERMES complex. The coding region runs from base 1 to 1653 and encodes 550 amino acids. The transcript has 2 exons.
AUGUCUUUUACCUUCCACUGGCCAGAUUUCUCCGACCAGUUUCACUACGAUGCCAUCCAAAUGCUCAACACUGCGCUCAACAAGGGUAACAAACCUCCCAUUAUUGCGGACAAAAUCGAGGUAGUGGAAUUGCAGAUGGGGACCCAGCCUCCAGAACUGGAGAUACGCGAUAUUGGCGACCUGACGAUGGACCAAUUUCGCGGUAUCUUCCGACUAACUUAUGCUGGCGAUGCCCAUUUGGUACUCAAAACGAAAGUCCAGGCCAACCCACUCAACCACAAACAACCCGACAUUCAUCUCAUGACGGGCUCUCACGGAAUGCUUGCCGCAAAGCAAGCCCUCGUUGUGCCCAUGCUGCUUCGACUUUCAAACUUUAAACUCAAUUCAUAUGUUGUUCUUGUCGUCUCGAAGCAGAAGGGCAUUACGCUGGUGUUCAAGACCGACCCGCUCCAGAGCGUUGAUAUAAACAGCACCUUUGAUUCGAUUGAAGUUAUCCAGAAAUUCAUCCAACGCGAAAUCGAGGGCCAGUUGCGGCAAAUGUUCCGCGAAGAUCUACCUGGAAUCAUUCAUCGACUCAGCCAACAAUGGGUUAGGGCCAAAGUUGAAACUCCACCACGACGGACGACUUCUGAACCCCGCCCUCCUAACAGCACCCCUCCCAGUUUAACACGACAAAACAUCAAGAUGUUCAACUCCUCCGCAUCUCUGUCACCUCCGGCAGUCCACCGCGCUGGAUCUAUAAGUCGCUCGACAAAAAGCAUGCCCCCUCCUCCCCCAAAUCCCAUUAUCACCGAUACCGAGCCUUCUUUUGACCCUACCUACGGUCUUCGACCAGAAGGCGUCCCGGCCAAGAACGUCUUUCGUAGUUUUCGAAAUCUAUUUUCGUCACCACGAGGGCUCGCAGACCUCGCAGAGACAGAACAUGAAUCCUCGAUGGCUGACGACUUCGAAACAUCUUAUGAUGUUCUCGAAUGGGGUCCGCCAAUUCCGCCUUCAAGUAUUACCGGAGCAGAGUCACUCUACGAGCGGAUGCCAGCCGUCGGCGGUGGAACUAUCAUACGACCACGCGUCCUUCAUUCCCAGUCCCCAUCUCAAGCACCGUCACAAAUCCACACUCCAGCUUUACAUCGUACUCCGGACCGUCCACCAUUGUCUCGCAAUCCAUUCUCUGCUGCAUUUGCUUCGUCAGCAUCUCCUCCUUCCUCUCGAUCAACCUCCCCAUCGCCAUCACAUACCCUCUCGCAUUCCACCAACGAAACACCUCCUUCUGAAUCUGACGCGUCAGGCGCCUACCAUGAACCUCAAUCUUUAACAGCCCAUGCUGUUCACGCUUUGGCAAUGCUCUCGCAUUCCAACCACACUCUUUCGCCAUAUACCCGUUCCUUGGCCCAUUUUGCGGUACGGAGUGGCCCACCAAAACCCCGUCCUCCAGCGAUCAGUGCUGCCCGCAAAGGCAAACGAAAACGAACGUUUCAUAUUGGCAAGGGGACCAACAACGCCUCAAGGGACGCCAACUCAGAAGCUCACUCGCUUCCUAGUGAGAUGUCUCCUUCAGAGUUUGAUGCUGGCGACAUGGAUGUCUAUUUUCGGCCAUUGGACCAUGACGAGCUUCCUCACUCGCCGCUGCGACACUCAUAUUUGCAGAAUGAUUGA